AGUGAUUCCACACCUGUGUCAAUAUCAAACAGCGAAAUGGAAGACUUACGAGGACCGUUGGCCAUUGUAGCACCAAUGAGCGAAGAAAAUCGACGCAGAAGAAAUCGUAUACAAUCCAUGCGAGAGACUGCAAGGGCAAACAGGGUACAUGGUUUAAUAAAUUUAAUAAUGUCAGUAUCAAACAGAGAAAUGGAAGACUUACCAGGACCGUUGGCCAUUGUAGCACCAAUGAGCGAAGAAAAUCGACGCCGAAGAAAUCGUAUACAAUCAAUGCGAGAGGCUGCAAGAGCAAACAGGGUACAUGGUUUAAUAAAUUUAAUAAUGUCAGUAUCAAACAGAGAAGUGGAAGACUUACCAGGACCGUUGGCCAUUGUAGCACCGAUGAGCGAAGAAGAAAUGAUGCAUAGGCGUGAUUUGGCUAGAGAAAACAGAUUGGCUCAAUUCAAGAUGAGAUUCAGAGCAUUAAAUUAUAAUGAAAGCAUUGCCAGGUAAUCUGACGACCACUCCGGCUUACGUCACUUAAAGUGUAGACCGCCGAACACACUUCAAAUAAAAGUAUUAUUGGUAAA
Molecule: messenger RNA, 569 nt
Organism: Trichobilharzia szidati
Lineage: Eukaryota; Metazoa; Platyhelminthes; Trematoda; Strigeidida; Schistosomatidae
Source: the annotation of a GenBank genome assembly